Postia placenta MAD-698-R-SB12 is the source of this 714-nucleotide messenger RNA. RefSeq lists its product as hypothetical. The record is from RefSeq and is a predicted model, not a curated record. NCBI's taxonomy places the organism in Eukaryota, Fungi, Basidiomycota, Agaricomycetes, Polyporales, Adustoporiaceae. The coding region runs from base 1 to 714 and encodes 237 amino acids. The transcript is spliced from 4 exons.
AUGGAAGAUCUCGUAGUCCACAGAUGUCGUGAGCUCAGCAAGUUGCCAAAGGCAGCGAAACCUAGAUCUGUGAACUUCAGGCGUACCACACCAGGAUCGCUCACGCCUUUCUUUAACACCGAUGUAGAAGCAUUUUGUGGGCCCCUGGAUCCCAGCCAUCCUGCCAGCCGCCUCCGUCAGCCCGUGCUCUACCGCACAGUGCCAACCGCGCACGCCAACGGCUUCAUCCUGCGCGCGGUCCCCAAGGCUGUUUUGCAUCGGGUGCCGUAUCCCUGGCCGGACCCGCCCUUCCGCCCUGCGUCUGAGCGAGGACCUGACGCGGGUCGCAUAAACAUGUCGCUGCUGAAGGUCCUCGGCAAGAAUGUCAGCCGCUCGGCGGUCGUGCGCAAGCGCAUUGGGUACCGCGUGAAGACUGCGUUGGGCCUCAUCGUGUCUCGUGGGGCUGAUGUCGAGCUGGACACGAAGGGCAGAGAGCGUGUCGUGUUCAGGCAGGAAGACGCUGGGCAGAAAUGGGUGCUGCAAGACUGGACGUACUAUAUGUUGCCCACGCUCGAACUGUACCGCAUGCCGAUCCAGACUCUAAUUCCUUCUCUUCGACGCGCGCUCAUCACGGUCAACCAGAGAGCUCGGCAGCUGGAUGAGAGGGGCUGGCAAAGAGUGGCCUCGCCGGAUGGCAAGGCUAAGAAGCUCGAUCGUCUGGCCGAGCAGUCGUGA